AUGCCUGAUGAAACGACGGAAUGCAAGCCCGAGCAGCCGACCGGCCCAUUCAUUGCCAUGUUCGAAGGCUUCCGAAAAGAGUUGGAUGAACAUCACGACCGCCGCGAGAGAAUCAUCAAAGCAUCUCGAGACAUUACCGCGUCGAGCAAGAAGAUAGUUCGGAACGUAGGCCAGCCAGUUCCACCGUUCGUCAACAAAUCAAACGCACAGUACUGGGAAACAAUACAAAAGCAAUACUCCGGUAUAGCCUCAGACCUGCAGUCUCUCAACGCCCACCGCUAUGCGCACAACAUUACAGGCGGCAACCAGGAAUUCAUCGAAGCGCUGUCUUUCCACCACUACCUGGAAACACAGUCAUUGAUUUCGUAUGACGAGGCGAAGGCCAGAAUCGCAAUGAUGAGCAAGGACGAGGCAAAGGAUGGAGACCUGCAGCAGGAGGGUAGUGUGGUACCGCUGAGUCCCGAAGACUACAUCCUAGGAAUCUGCGAUAUGACGGGCGAGUUGAUGCGCUUCAGCGUUACCUCCAUGGCCACCAAUGGCAGGCUCCCCGCUGGCCGAGCCAAGGCUACACCGACUUCUAAGUCACCAGCUGCGACAGAGGAUGCAGAUAGGAUGGACAUCGACUCCCAAGCACUGACGUCAGGCGAUAGCCAAAAGCCAAGGACUGUACUAGAUGAUCUGCGCUCGAUCAGACUGCAGCUCGAGAUGUUUGAGGCGCCGUAUGGGCCGAAGUGGGUGAGUGAGUUGGAGACGAAGAAGAUGCCGGUGAUGCGCGAGUGUGUUGAUAAAGUGGAGAAGGCGCUGUAUGGACUUACAGUGCGGGGGUCGGAGAGGCCAAAGGGAUGGAUGCCGGACAUGAGCAGCGAUCGAAGGGCAGAGGUGGAGAGCUAUUAGGCUAUGAAUAUACUGUCGAGACUACUGUGGACGUCUCUGUUCAUCUGGUUUAUAGGAUGCUAUGAAGGCCUCCAGGGCGAGUUCUGGCGCAGCAGACCUUCAUUUUGGGACGAGCUCGGAGGAUGUCACAGUGGAAAGGAUGUUCAGAAGCAACUUUUAUGAUGACGCACGGAGGCAUCUAUGUCAUUCAU
Molecule: messenger RNA, 1085 nt
Organism: Macroventuria anomochaeta
Lineage: Eukaryota; Fungi; Ascomycota; Dothideomycetes; Pleosporales; Didymellaceae
Product: translin associated factor X
Exons: 3
Coding region: 1-894 (297 amino acids)
Cellular component (GO): cytoplasm; nucleus
Molecular function (GO): RNA endonuclease activity; RNA binding; sequence-specific DNA binding
Source: RefSeq, a predicted model, not a curated record